Rhododendron vialii is the source of this 1188-nucleotide messenger RNA. Its product is annotated as F-box protein At5g07610-like. The transcript has a single exon. Lineage: Eukaryota; Viridiplantae; Streptophyta; Magnoliopsida; Ericales; Ericaceae. Gene Ontology annotation, molecular function: protein binding. The coding region runs from base 1 to 1188 and encodes 395 amino acids. The record is from RefSeq and is a predicted model, not a curated record.
AUGGAUGCAUCCAGAUCCAGUGUAACAACAAACCCCAUCAUCAGUCGUGCUUCGUCGAAGAUCUCACCGGCGGCUGAAGUAAUCGCCAACAACGUCGACCUCCUCGCACAAAUCCUACUACUUUUGCCGGCGAAAUCCCUAAUCCGAUUCAAGUCCGUGUCCAAACAAUGGGAAUCUCACAUUUCGGACUUCCGAUUCGCCGCCAAACACUCCCGCCGGAACCCUAUCCCCCCGGCCUCGGGUCUGUUCUUGUUCUGCAAGUUUGAUAAGCAUGAGCACACCGAGUCUGUCUCGCUUCAGGGCUACCCAAAUCGACCCACGCUCGAUUUUCUGGACGGCGCUGGAUUUGUUCUAUUGAAAGCACAGAUUGCUCACUCUUGCAACGGAUUGCUGUUGUGUACGUAUCGUUAUCUUGUUCGUUAUCGUAUCUACUCAUCAGAUCAUUACCUCGUUUGCAACCCAACAACAAAGACACAUGCAUUAAUUCCCGACCCCCCUGCGUUUUCAUCUUUGGGUUUUCCCAUUGCGUUACGUGCUUUCUUGGCUUUUGAUCCUUCGAAAUCGCCUCGCUAUAAAGUUGUGUUUAUGAGUCUUGAUCCCGAUUCUGAGAAACUCUAUUCUCAAAUUGAUGUCUAUUGUUCAAAGAGAGCAUCUUGGAAACAGAUUCGUGCGCCCGGUUUGAGGCUUGGACACGUGGCGUUGUGUGGUGAUGUUUUGCAUUGGUUAAGUGAUGAGGACGUUUUAUUGAGAUUUGAUGUUGAUUCAGAAAUGAUGAUAGAAACGGAAAACCCUCUGGAAGUUAUUUCCGUGGACAAGAUCAAGUACUUUGGAGAAUGUGGUGGCCGUUUGAUUCUUAUUCGGGAUCAUCCAUGGUCUCCUGAGAUGUUCAGAAUUUUUGAGAUGGACAAGGAUUAUAGAGGCUGGGUUAUGAAGUUUUGGGUCAAACUUCGACCCUUACUUUCGAAGGAAAGAAACAUCUCUGACUGUUCUGUGCAGUGUGUUGUGAAGGGGGACAAGGAAAAAGAUUUUGAGCUUGUGUUAGCUUUCGCAGGGAAAUCAAUUCUAUCCUAUAAUCUGGAGUGCAAGACAUGGAACGUGCUUUAUGAUGCGGUUCCAGGUGAAUCAAUUUCUUAUAGAAAUUCUUAUGUAGCUGCAUAUCCGUAUAUUGAAAGCCUAUCUCCUCUUUGA